AUGAUCGAUAUAUAUUUAACCAACUUAGAUAUAAAAUCCUAACUUAAAAAAGCCGUAUCUACUAUAAGCUGUAAGUAUUGUUGAUAUAUUUUAGAAUAAAAUCACUAUAAGAGAAUAAAUGAGGAAUUUUCUGAAAUAGGGCUAUUUUGCAGAAAAAUUGUAAAAAGAGAUUUGAUAAGCGAAAAUUUAUGCAAUUAAGAAGAAGCUUAGAAAAAUAAGAAAGAAGAUGAAGAAAAAAAGUAACAAAAAGUGGAUACACAUAAUUAAAUGUAUUGAUUAAAUAAAAAUAGUAUUAGGAACAAAAUAAUUGACGAAUAGAAAUAAGAUCUGAUACUAGAAUGUUAAAUAGAGAAUUCGAUUCAAUAUAUUAGUGGAGAAACAUUGGUAUUUAUUGUAAUAAUAAUUGUUUAGAUUAAGGAAAUAAAUAAUCCAGAUUUAGUCUUAUAUGAUUGCCGAUACUUAUAUGAAUUUUAAGGUGGGCAUAUAAAAGGAGCUAUUCAUAUGAAUCAUUCUAUGAGUUUAUUUGAGGAGCUUUUUAGUGUAGCGAAUAAAACAAAUAAAAUUAUUGUGUUAUAUUGCGAAUAUUCUGUUAAAAGAAGUUUAGAAAGGUAUUAAAUAAAAUUUAUUUAGAUAUUUUGAGAUCCGUAAAUUAGACAGAAAUACAAACUAAUAUCCAUAAUUGACUUAUAAUAAUCUCUAUCUCUUGUCUUAAGGGUAUUCAGAAUUCUAUAAAAAUUUUCCUCAAAUGUGUAAUGGUUGCUAUAUUUAAAUGAAUGAUACUUAAUAUAAAUCACAGAUGUAGUAAGAAUUACAAGAAAGAAGUAUUAUAAAAUAGAAAAGUAGACAAUAGUAAUUAUAAAAAAAGCUGUUUAUUUUUUAUACUUAAUGA
This is a messenger RNA of Paramecium sonneborni, 889 nucleotides long. NCBI's taxonomy places the organism in Eukaryota, Ciliophora, Oligohymenophorea, Peniculida, Parameciidae. The record is from the annotation of a GenBank genome assembly.